AUGCAGCUCUCACACACCUUCCUCAUCUUCCUCUUCCUCCUUUUCAUCGUCGGGAUUGCACUGGCCGGCUCGUCCACGGCUCGGAGAAGCAGAGUGAGACGUCAGAACAUGAAGGUGAGGAUCAAUGCUACAGGCGACACCAUCGUGAUGAAGUUUGUACGUCCGAACGCUGACACCAAGCUGGAGGGCUACAUCCUGGGCUACGGCAGCAGCAUGUUCUCUAAACAGUUCAUCCAACUCCCAGAGAACGGACUGCCCUACGAGACAGAGAUCGAUGCCGAGCCCAAGUACCUGAUCGCUGUCCAGCCCAUCCCAGUCAAUGAUGUGAAGAAACAGUGCACAGGCAACGUGAACCUGGAGAAGCCCCUCCACCUGGUGAUUGGGUCCGUGACCCCCACCUCCGUGCUGCUGUCCUGGGGAACCUUCCUCAAGACGCCUUACGAGGGGAACAUCAUGAACGACUGCCUGGAGGACGGGAAUUACACGGUGCGCUACCGUGAGAGGAACCGGAAGUGGACCUACCAGACAUGCCCCGCAAGCGACACGGUCAUUGACAGCCUUAAGUCCAACACGGCCUAUGAGUUUGGUGUCCGACCCAACAACAAGGAACGCAGCGGAGUGUGGAGCAAGCCAGUCAUCCACAACACCAACAUGAGUGGGAAGGCCGUGCAGAAACCCUACAAACAAAGGACCCCUCUGAAGCCUGUAAAAACGGUCAACAUGCCACAGGCCUUCUUCCCUCCUCGUCACGCUGUCCAUAACAGGAGCCAGGGCAGAAUCCUCUUCAGGACCCCUGUAGCUCCAAGGACCACCUUCGCGCCAACCUCGGCCAAUAGACAGCACUUCGUGUCCACUCCCCGACCCUCAAUGCCUCAGGUGCAGCACGAGCCAACUGGACGAGCAGAUCAGAUCAUAUCUGCCUCCUCUCCUUCUGUGGAUGUCUCCCAUGCCUCACCUGCCAUCCCCCUGCCCUCGCCCAACCUCUCCUUACUCUCCCCUCAGCUCCUACCCUCCCCCACCCUCCCCCAUGCCUCCCCCCAGCUCCUGACCUCCCCCAACCUUCCCCUGACUUCCCCAGCUGACCCUGUACUUAAUCCCAAUCGUAACGGACAGAGACACAGGCGACCGGCCCAGGCUAGGCCCCAACAGGCCAGGCCCCAACAGGCCAGACCCGGGCCUCAGGCCCAGCCCCAACAGCCUGCUAAGGUCACCCAGAAUCUACAGACCCCCACGGGUACCAGCUUCCUGAGACCUUUGACCCCUACCGAGCCUCGCUCUCCUAUACGCUCUGCCAUUGUCACGGCAGCCAGAAAUACAACGUUGCCUCGCAGUCGCGUCUCUCUCUACUCCACCCCUAACGGCAUCAGACCUCUCUCUCUACCCAGGGGCACCAACACCAACUCCUCCCUCACCUCCGACACACCAGGGGGCUCCACUGCAGUUCUGCAACCCUUUCUUCCUGUCAACAAGAGGCCCAACCUGGUGGGGAAAUCAGGGGACAAGGAUAAGCUGAUGGACCUGAAGCAGGGAGACAAAGCGUCCAUCUUAAAGUCCUUCCCUCUAGUCACGGCUAAGCCCACCAAACAAAAGACCACAACCCUCACCCCGGCCUUGAAUGCCACGGGUGACAACUCCUCUGUGUUCAGCUCUCUCCCUGCUUCGGAAGUGGACGCCAUGGGCAAGAAGCGCUUCGUAGCCCCUCAUGUGAUCUAUAAGACUGACAAGAAGCCAGACGAACCGUGUUCCAUAACAAAGUCCCUCAGCUUCUUCCCUGAGGAGGAGGGGGUGGAGCAGAACGUCACCGCACCCCCCCGCUUGCCCCCCUCCAACCUCACCGUGGUUACUGUAGAGGGAUGCCCCUCCUUCGUCAUCCUGGACUGGGAGAAGACCGACAACGACACCACAGAGUAUGAGGUCAUUUCAAGAACCCAUGGACCCAAUGGAGAAGAGGUGUCCAUCCUGACCACCAACCAGACUCACACUGCAGUGGAGAACCUAAAACCAGAGAACAGUUACGAGUUCAAAGUGAAACCCAAGAAUGAGCUUGGGGAAGGGCCUGCCAGCGAGCCAGUGUUGUUCAACACAGAGUCAGCGGACCCUCGGGUGAGUGAGAAUGUCUCAGGUAAAGAUGCUAUCUGGACACAGUUCCCCUUCAAGGCAGAUUCCUACUCGGAGUGUAACGGGAAGCAGUAUGUGAAGAGGACCUGGUACCGCAAGUUUGUGGGCAUUCAGCUGUGCAACUCCCUUAGAUACAAGAUCUACAUGAGCGACUCGCUCACCGGCAAGUUCUACAACAUCGGGGACCAAACUGGUCAUGGGGAGGACCACUGCCAGUUUGUAGAUUCUUUCCUGGACGGACAAACAGGCAGCCAGCUGUUGGCCGACCAACUACCCAGCCGAUCAGGCUUCUACCGGGCUAUGCGCCAGGAACCGGUCAACUUCGGCGAGAUCGGAGGGAACUCGCACGCCACCUACGUUGGCUGGUACGAGUGCGGAACACCCAUACCUGGGAAAUGGUAA
Messenger RNA from Salvelinus namaycush (lake trout), 2520 nucleotides. RefSeq names its product target of Nesh-SH3-like. The record is from RefSeq and is a predicted model, not a curated record. The coding region runs from base 1 to 2520 and encodes 839 amino acids. Gene Ontology annotation, molecular function: protein binding. Gene Ontology annotation, biological process: extracellular matrix organization; positive regulation of cell-substrate adhesion. The transcript is spliced from 21 exons. Lineage: Eukaryota; Metazoa; Chordata; Actinopteri; Salmoniformes; Salmonidae.